Messenger RNA from Ornithorhynchus anatinus (platypus), 2398 nucleotides. RefSeq names its product MFNG O-fucosylpeptide 3-beta-N-acetylglucosaminyltransferase (gene MFNG). Gene Ontology annotation, molecular function: O-fucosylpeptide 3-beta-N-acetylglucosaminyltransferase activity. NCBI's taxonomy places the organism in Eukaryota, Metazoa, Chordata, Mammalia, Monotremata, Ornithorhynchidae. Gene Ontology annotation, cellular component: membrane. Gene Ontology annotation, biological process: regulation of Notch signaling pathway. The record is from RefSeq and is a predicted model, not a curated record. Bases 568 to 1581 code for a protein of 337 amino acids. The transcript is spliced from 8 exons.
GGACAGCAGGCAGUGGGUUUCGGGGUCUCUCUCUCUCUCUUUCUCUCUCUCUCCCUCUCUCCUGGGGUCCGGGGUUCCUGCGGCCCCGCCCCCUCCCCGCGGGCGUAGACAGGGUGGGCGGGACCGGACCGCGAGGAGCCGGGAGUCCGGAGCCCCAGCGCGCCUAGAGCAGGUGGAAGGCGGCCGACCGGACGGACGUAGGACUCCCGGCUCAGCCUCGGUCCUCCCUCCUUCUCCACCACCACCAUCUCCUCCUCCCGCCCAGCACAGCCUGCAGGGUACCCAAGCAGGGCAGGACCACUUCCUCGAGGGCAACACGACUUGGGGUGAGCUGGAUUCUCGACUCUACCCGCGUUCCCCUCACCUGGGAUCUUCAGGCAUCCCCCUGCCUGCCCCGCCCCCAAUCCCAUCCCCCUGGGGUGACGCACCCCUCUUCUUCGGUCCCCCAGCCGGCCUGGGUGUCCCCCGUCCCUUCGGUCCUGCCCUCUUGAAGAACUGAUCAGGCCUGGCCAAGACAGGGCUCCUACCCCUCUGCCCGGGCCCGUUCCCCCCGUCCACCGGGGAGGGAUGCAGCCACGUGUCCUUCGGGGCGUCUCCGGGCUCUCCCUCACCCUCCUGUGUGUGGGGCUCCUCUCUGUGAGGCACCGGGAAGGUCGGGGGGAGCCGGGAGAAGCCCGGGGGCUGGACUGGGGGACCCCCGGACACCAGAGGAAGACCCUUCCGGCGGGCACCGAGGACGACGGCGGGCAAGAAGGGACCGAGGGCCUGGCGCUCGGGGACGUGUUCGUCGCCGUCAAGACCACCAGGCGGUUCCACCAAUCCCGGCUGGAGCUGCUGCUGGACACCUGGAUAUCCCGGACCCGGAAGCAGACGUAUAUCUUCACAGAUGGAGAAGAUGAAGCCUUACAGGAGAGACUGGGGGCUCACUUUGUGGUCACCAACUGCCCCGCCGAGCACAGCCACCCGGCCCUGUCCUGCAAGAUGGCGGCUGAGUUCGAUGCCUUCAUGGCCAGUGGGCUCAGCUGGUUCUGCCACUUGGAUGAUGACAACUACUUGAACCCAAGAGCCCUGCUGAAACUCUUGUCCUCCUACUCCCCGGCCUGGGACGUCUAUGUUGGCAAACCCAGCCUGAACCGGCCCAUCCGGGCUUCAGAACCACUGCCCCAAAAUCGCACGAAGCUGGUCCGCUUCUGGUUUGCCACUGGAGGGGCCGGCUUCUGCAUCAAUCGCCGAUUGGCUACCAAGAUGGUUCCAUGGGCCAGCGGCCCCCGUUUCCAGAACACCUCGACGCUGAUCCGCCUGCCGGAUGACUGCACGGUGGGCUACAUCGUCGAGUGCAAGCUGGGGGGCCGCCUGCUGCCCAGCCCCCUCUUCCACUCCCACCUGGAGAAUCUGCAGCUCCUCCGGACCCCACAGCUCCCACAGCAGGUUACACUCAGCUACGGGGUCUUUGAGGAGAAACUCAACGUCAUCGAGAUUCCGGGUCCCUUCUCCCAGCAGGAGGACCCCUCCAGGUUCCGGUCCCUCCACUGCCUUCUCUACCCUGACACGGACUGGUGCCCGCAGCCGCUCACCCGGUGACCCCUGAUCCUCCCUGAAACUGAGGUCACCCACUGCUCCGCCUUCCCCUGGAGGAAAAGGGGCAAAGGAGUCGUGGCUGUCCGGCCGCCCUCGGCGUCCCCCCUCCUCCACGCAGCCUUCCGGGCCCUGGGCUCGGGGGCAGAGCCGCCCGGCCCCGGAGAGGCUCGAGGGCAGGGGACUCCUCCAUUGCCUCGCCAACCGAGAGGGCGGGAACGGAGGCUUUGCUGGACGGAUGGAGCGUUUCCCGGCCCAGGUGCUCCGAAGCAAGAUUCAAGGGGUGCUGGCGCUGGGGGCUUGAGGCUGCUUCACACCGACUCCCUGCCUCGCUGAACUCUGCAGGGUAGAAACGAGAGAGAGAGAGAGAGAGAGGAGAGAGAGAAAGAAAGUAGGAAAGAAAGAAAAGAAAGAUUACAGGUUUCCAACCCGGAGUCUGAUUUUCAAGGAGGUUGAGAAAUGUGCCUUUGGGGGGAAUCUCACCCCAACUACACCCAGCGGGUGAACUGUGCCCAAUUUUAGGUAGAACCCACUCCCCUCCCUCAUCCGUAACCUGCUGGCCAGGACCCCCGACCCUUCUGCCUUUCACCUCCCCCCACACCUCUGCAGGCCUCUGUCUCCUGGCCCUAGACACCUUGUUAGGAUAAAGGGAGAAUCAGCUGCCCGAGUCAGUUAAAAUGACCUUUCUGUGGCCAACCACAGACCGCUGCAUGCCACCCCCACGCUCGUUGUGGGCUGGGAAUGAAUCUGUUGUAUUGUUAUAUUGUACUCUCCCAAGAGCUUAGUACAGGGCUCUGCAUGCAGUAAGUGCUCAAUAAAUACG